CCACCUGCUGAGCCUGCGACAACCCGACUUUGAGUUAUAUCGGGGUUGACUAUACUCGGGACAGGUCACGUACGAUCAAGCGGUUCAGGAGGAAGAAUUCAGACCGAUGAUCCAUGCAUAUUUAUUCUCUUUACGUUGGAGAUGUCAAGUUCAGUACGGUGGUUCUCCAAGCGAUGCUCAAUUGGUUCAAGGACAAGGGUUCGUAUCCCGUUCAGGGUGCUGUAGCCAUCGCGUACGGCACGUAUGAGGACGAAAAUGCUAUCACUCGGUGCUACAAAGUGAACGCAGUAGACAACUUGCCGGGAUUGCACCGCUUGAAACGCUUCUUAGUCGAUACAUACAUGGCAGUCGCUCAUGCGACUUGGUUCGAGGACGAGGACUGGCGCUAUUACCUACACGAAAUCCUUCGAGAUUCGAUGGUAGCGAUGCUCUACAAGCAUCCCGCAAAGAACAAAUGGAAUAUUGACAUCUGGAAAGCCGAGUUAGAAGCCGAGGAGUUGGCGGUGCAGUCGCACUUGUUCCUCAGGUGCGAUCAGAAAUUACGCGUCGCCCAUGGAUCGCCUGCCAGCAUGAACGACCGCGAUCAAGUCUACCCCGCCUACGGCUGGAUGAGACAUUGGGAGGUUAGGAAUAUACUCUGUCCACCCUGUUAGGAUAUACGGGCACAUUUGGAAAGUUCUUUCGGCUAUGCUUUGUGUUUCUGAAGCCAUAUUGAAGAAUACUCCAAACCCAGCGGGCUGUCCGUUCGAAACACCGCACUAUCGACAAUAUCAAUACCAAAGCAUCUUCUACCGCAGCAUAGUUAGCAUUGAGCUCUUUA
Paraphaeosphaeria sporulosa is the source of this 820-nucleotide messenger RNA. RefSeq lists its product as uncharacterized. Bases 114 to 653 code for a protein of 179 amino acids. Lineage: Eukaryota; Fungi; Ascomycota; Dothideomycetes; Pleosporales; Didymosphaeriaceae. The transcript has a single exon. The record is from RefSeq and is a predicted model, not a curated record.